UCAUCUAAUAAAGGGUCCAUAUUGGGCUAUUGGGCUUUCCUAUGUAGCUUUCGUUAUAAGACUCAUUAAAAGAACCCGGAUCCGAAAUAUUCUAGAGCGGGUAACGACGAUUCGGGUUUUGCAAUUUGAAUUUAAAUCUCCGCUCUCUUUACUUUUCUCAUUGUAUCUUUUGUUUUCUUCUCGAAACGAGCCGUUAGAGAGAGAGAGAGGAAGGAGUUGGAUCUGAGUGAAUCGGAGAUGGCAGCGAACAUAGGGAUAAUGGACUCAGCAUAUUUCGUAGGGAGAACGGAGAUUCUCGCGUGGAUCAACUCCGCUCUGCAUCUAAAUCUCUCCAAAGUCGAAGAGGCUUGUUCAGGCGCGGUUCACUGCCAGCUCAUGGAUUCGGUUCACCCUGGUACUGUGCCGAUGCACAAGGUUAAUUUCGACGCCAAGAGUGAGUACGAGAUGAUUCAGAACUACAAGGUGCUUCAGGAUGUGUUUAACAAACUCAAGCUCACUAAGCAUAUUGAAGUGAGCAAACUCGUUAAAGGUAGACCACUUGAUAACUUGGAGUUCAUGCAGUGGAUGAAGAAGUACUGCGAUUCUGUUAAUGGUGGCCAGCUUCACAACUAUCACGCACUGGAGAGAAGGGAAGCCUGCAAAGGAGGAAAAGAAGCAACAAGGAGAGCUGCAUCUGGCAAGAGUUCUUCUUCUUCAGCUGCACCUAGACCUUCCUCUUCGAAUGGUACCCGUAAGCACGAACCAGCAUCCUCCAACGCUGGGAAUCACCACUCGUCAAGAGCUCCCUCGUCUAAACAAACUAAACCAGCGCCUGCUGCUGCGGCGGCUGCUUACGAUGAAAAGAUCACAGAACUGAAACUCUACAUAGACAGUUUGGAGAAAGAGAGAGACUUCUACUUCUCUAAACUACGAGAUGUAGAGAUUCUCUGUCAGAAUCCAGACACAGAACACUUGCCUCUCGUUGGUUCCAUAAAAAGAAUCCUCUACGCAGCAGAUGGAGAAGACCUUGGAGCAGCAGCAGCAGAGACACAGACCUUAAGCCCUAUUGCUGAAGGAUCGGAAGAGAGAAGGAACAGUGCAAUAGAGUCGCAGAAAAGGAAACUCAUAGUGAAUCAAGACGUGGAUGCUGCAGCGAUUACAUCACUCUCCCCAAGACAGCGCCUCUCUGAUUCUUCUGAUGUCAAAUGCAGUGGCUCAUCUCCUCUUUUGACCUGCUGAAUCUCCUUCCGACUACUCUGUUUCUUAUGAACGUUACUGUUAUGUUCGAAAAUUCUAUAUUACUUUAUAUAAGCCUAUUAUUACUAUAAACCUAUUAUUACUAUGUGCUUAAAAAGAAAGCAUCAUUCAUAUGAUGUUUUGUAAUCGUUGUGGUAUAAUAAUAAUCUGUUUUGACAUA
This is a messenger RNA of Brassica napus (rape), 1396 nucleotides long. RefSeq names its product microtubule-associated protein RP/EB family member 1C. Gene Ontology annotation, biological process: spindle assembly; thigmotropism; regulation of microtubule polymerization or depolymerization. Gene Ontology annotation, molecular function: microtubule plus-end binding. Gene Ontology annotation, cellular component: cytoplasmic microtubule; microtubule plus-end; microtubule organizing center. The record is from RefSeq and is a predicted model, not a curated record. The transcript has 7 exons. The coding region runs from base 238 to 1218 and encodes 326 amino acids. NCBI's taxonomy places the organism in Eukaryota, Viridiplantae, Streptophyta, Magnoliopsida, Brassicales, Brassicaceae.